Messenger RNA from Papaver somniferum (opium poppy), 2645 nucleotides. RefSeq lists its product as uncharacterized. The record is from RefSeq and is a predicted model, not a curated record. The coding region runs from base 590 to 1897 and encodes 435 amino acids. Lineage: Eukaryota; Viridiplantae; Streptophyta; Magnoliopsida; Ranunculales; Papaveraceae. The transcript is spliced from 2 exons.
UAUAAACCCGAAAUAGAGAAAAAACGUUCUCACACCUGAAACCCGUUUUCUUACUGGUUUUUUUCCUUUCAAAAUCCCAAACCCUAAUUCUACAGAUUUCAAUGUUCCUUUCAAUUUUUCUCUGCUAAUUUCUAGGGUGGCCAGCCCAAUUCAACAGCAAACUCAUCUAUUAGAUUAGUCCUUUCAAAACCUGAUUUUGUCCCUGCGUUUUGUUGAUUCAAAUUUCCUUCUGAUCUUGGUGUUGUUCUUUCAAGAUCCAUUAUUCAUGGCGACAUCUUAAAUCACCCUUACUUUUAUAAAUUCAAUCAAUUACUUAGGUAUUAUUUCAAAAUAUAUCAACGAGUUUUAGAUAAGAAUUUCAAUAAGAAGCAGACGUGGUGGCUUUCCUCUUCAUCCCUCUUUCGGCGGUGAAUUUCUUUCUUCUAGAAUGUAUGGUAUUUCACAUCUUCCUACUAUGGGUUAUCAAAUCAGGUCCUGUCAUUACAAUCUCAACAUGAGUUUCCCCUAUUUAAACCUCAAUCCCUGAAGAAUGCACUCUACCUAGCUCCAACGAAUUACAACCCAAACUAUUUGCACUUCAAACCUUUCAAUGUUAUUAAACUGUUUUUUACCCUUCUUUUUCAUCAUGCCUGCUGUUUGGAAUGGUGACUUAGAUCAACUCACUCACAUGCUUCAAGCCUCCAUGAGACUAGACACUAGUAGAAACCUUAAUAUCCAAAACCCAAAUGCCCAUCAAAAUGUCCCUCAUAAUCUGUGGAGAUAUUGUCUUAUUGCGGUUUUUUUUACUCUACAUGGUGUAAAUGCAUGGCAUCUCAGAUGUGCAUUGAGGAAAAAAUGGAGAGUCGGAGGAGGUAUGUCUGUGAGGCAAUUCGAAGUUGAAUAUUAUCUUAUCAGAUUUCAGAUUUAUCAUGAAUUUGUUAGAGUGGUUAGACAUGGGUCUCGAGCUAUUUUGAAUGAUAUAUUCAUGAUUAGUGUUUGGCAUGAAGACCAAGACUUCAGACAAAUUAACCUUACUCAUGUUGAGCUGAACAUCACUAUAAGAGGAUUAACAUUAGAACAACUUGAAGACUUUGAUGAUGUUAGAGGAUAUGUGUUCCAUGUAGGAGAAAUUAUUGCUUUUGAUCAGCCUAUUUACACUCAGCAAGGUACUUAUGAGAUGACAGUUAAAGUAUCAAUGAAUAUCUUCAACACUUUAAGAGAAAACACCAUCGCAGACAAUGGAAGAGGAGGCUUAAACACACUCACCUUUGAAUAUCACGAUUUACCUUUCAUUUUUUGCGAGUUCUGCAGAAGGCUGGGUCAUAGACAUGAGGACUGUGCUCAAAACAGGCAAGCUCAGAACCUGGUACAAAAUGGAUAUCAACUGCCUGCUACACCAGCCAUGUACCCUCCUCUACAUCAACAAGAAGACGACGAUGAUAUGGAAGAUUUAAUAGGGAAUGCAGAUGAUGAACAUGGAUUUUUUAAUGAUGACAGUGAUACCUCAAGUACCAGUAGAAGCAACCACUCUGCAGCCUCAAACAAAUAUGAAAUCAGCAUUACAGAUCAUAAUGAAGCUAUCCUUCCCGAAGAGGAGAAACAUAUAGCAGGUAUAAACCAGGAAAUUUCACUACCACUUUCACCUCCUUAUGUUGUAAACCCCCAUCUAUGGGAUGAGUUCGGUUUUUAUACCCCAGAACCAAAAGAAACAGUUGAUCUCCCAAAUCCCUAUGAACUCACAUGGGAAACAACCACCACAUCCUCUGCCAAAAGACCAAACCCUAGCCAUUACAUCUACUCCUUCCUUCCUGAAGAUUUGGCAAAGUUUGAUCCCAUAGAGUUAUAUCCAGCUGCAAAUACUGAUCCUUCGGCUGCUUCAUCCUCUAGACCUCUUAUCUGGCCUACAAUAGAUGAUUAAAGAGCCUGGAUGCUUCAAGAACCUAAUAAGAAAAGACGGAAGAUAUUUCAAGAACUGGCAGCAAAACAUCCAACCGUGCUUGUGGACAUCUACCAGGCUGAAACUUCAUCCCCACCGGACUCCCCUCAAGUUAGGCCAGAUACUGUUCCUAUGGAUAUAUGGGCAUGUUUGGGAUAUGAAGAUCAUUCUAAUGCAUAUAUGGAAGAAAUUAAGGAAGAAAUCAGGGAACAACCAUGCAUCCAAGAUCGCAAAGGCAAAGGAAUCAUGAAGAAUCAAUAAACCCACAAUCCCUACUCAAGUUUACUAUGUUUCUCUGACUUGGCAAUUACAGGUUACAAUUGAAGUUAGUUUACUGAUCGGAGUUUGCUUAUCGCUUGGGCUGGCCAGCCGUCUUUGUUCUCUUAUACCUUUAUCUGUUUCUUGUCUAGGAUAGUUAAUUCCUGUUUCUAGAGUGUCUUAGUGUUGUAAUCUCUUUAUUCCAAAGGUUUUUCGUUUCUUGUUAGUUUCUUUAGCUUACUUGUUACUUGGUCUGUGAGUUGUAAAGUAUCUUCAGUUCUGCAAUUUCUUGUGUUGUAAUAGUGUGCAGUGUGAAGUUGAUUUCCUCUGUGUCUUAGUUAUAGUAGAGUUUCAACCUUGUGGCUUUGGUUUGAUCUUCUGAGUCUGUCUCUUUGUAGUUCUGUCGUAGUAAGUUUGUAAUAGUGUGCCUUGUAUCUGAGUGAGUUGUUUGUAAUAAAGGUGUGUUUUGGUA